AUGGUUUCAUCUAAGAAACUCCUCUUAGAACUCGCUUGCCUGCUGCCAAUCGCCCAUGGCGCUGCAAUUGACCAGCGAUCUUCCCCCAUCGUCGACCUAGGAUACGCCAAAUACCGUGGCGUCAGGCUCGAUGCCGGAGUAGAUCAAUUCCUAGGCAUGAGAUUCGCCCAAGCUCCCCUCGGCAACCUCAGAUUCCGCGCACCCCAAGAUCCAACUCCCGAGAAGUCUGUCCAAGAUGCCUCCAAGUUCGGCCCAAUCUGCGUAGCCGUCGGCCAAACAGCAGACGCAAACAACGCCGAAGACUGCCUCUUCGUCAACGUCUUCAAACCCUCCAGCGCAACUCUCAACUCCAACCUCCCCGUCUGGGUGUACAUCCAGGGCGGCGGCUACGCCCAAAACUCAAACUCCAACUACAACGGCACCGAAGUCAUCAAGCAGUCCGGCGACGGCCUCGUCUUCGUCAACUUCAACUACCGUGUAGGCGCUCUCGGCUUCCUCGCCAGUGAACAUGUGAGGAAGGAUGGAGAUCUCAACGCAGGCCUGCUCGACCAGAGAAAGCUCCUCCACUGGGUACAGAAGAAUAUCAAAAAGUUCGGCGGCAACCCAAAACACGUCGUCAUCCAAGGCGCCUCCGCCGGCGCCGGCUCCGUAACGCACCACCUCACAGCCUACGCCGCCAAAAAGGACACCCAGCUCUUCGUCGGCGCAAUCCCCGAGUCUCCCUUCUGGCCAACCCUCCGCGCCGUCGCAGACAUGGAGUUCCAGUACCACCAGCUCCUCGCCAACGCAAACUGCUCCUCCCUCAACUGUCUCCGCGAUCUAGACACCCAAGCCCUCUUAGACGCCGCCCCCAACGCGCCCUUCAUCGGAGCAGCGAGCGACAAUCCUCUACCCUUGUGGUAUUGGCUCCCCGUCAUCGACGGAGAUCUCAUCACAGACCACCUCUACAAUCACUUCGAGCGCGGCAACUUCAUCCGCGUCCCAGUCCUCGUCGGCGACGACACCAACGAAGGCACAUACUUCGCCUUCAACGCCACAAACCCCUCCCAAGUCUCGACAUUCCUCAAAAACAACUACCCCUACCUCCAAGACUCCCAACUAAAAAGCAUCAUCCGCGCAUACCCCCUCGAACCCCCCCUCCCCAAACACGCAGCAUACUUCCCCUCCGCAGAAGCCGCCUACGGAGAAUCCACAUUCACCUGUCCCGGAAACACCGUCGCCGCCUCUGUAGCCAGAUUCUUCAACCCUCGCCGCGUCUGGAACUAUCACUACAACGUCCUGGACCCGGACAACGUCGCCAACGGCCUCGGCGUCCCUCACACGUUCGAAACGAGCGCAGUGUUUGGACCGGGAUACUCAGACUCAGCAGCGGCGUCCUACUACACGACCAACGCUGCCAUCGUCCCCGUCACCAUGCACUACUUCUUGAGCUUUGUGACAAAGUUGAAUCCAAACACGGCAAAGUAUCAUUCAGCUCCAAACUGGGAUCCUUGGGGCCAAGGCACGGGGCAACGCAUCAGACUGCAGACCAACAAUACUGCCAUGGAGCCUGUGCCAUUUGAUCAGAUUGCGAGGUGUAAUCUUUGGAAUAGUCUGCAAAGCUACACGCAGAUGUAA
Molecule: messenger RNA, 1617 nt
Organism: Trichoderma harzianum CBS 226.95
Lineage: Eukaryota; Fungi; Ascomycota; Sordariomycetes; Hypocreales; Hypocreaceae
Exons: 3
Coding region: 1-1617 (538 amino acids)
Molecular function (GO): carboxylic ester hydrolase activity
Source: RefSeq, a predicted model, not a curated record